Messenger RNA from Penicillium riverlandense, 1842 nucleotides. Its product is annotated as ER oxidoreductin. Bases 1 to 1842 code for a protein of 613 amino acids. Gene Ontology annotation, cellular component: endoplasmic reticulum; endoplasmic reticulum membrane. Lineage: Eukaryota; Fungi; Ascomycota; Eurotiomycetes; Eurotiales; Aspergillaceae. The record is from RefSeq and is a predicted model, not a curated record. Gene Ontology annotation, molecular function: FAD binding; thiol oxidase activity; protein-disulfide reductase activity. Gene Ontology annotation, biological process: protein folding in endoplasmic reticulum. The transcript is spliced from 2 exons.
AUGCGUGGCGCAACGAAUCUUUUCUAUGCCGCUCUCUUUGCCUUCCUAGGCGUCGCCCACGCCCACCAGCCGAGCUCCCGAGAUGACACCUGUGCGCUCGACCCAAGGGCCAUGGUCUCCGACGCGUGUGUCUCGUACGGCACCAUUGACACCACAAACGACCAGAUCUACACCCUCCUCCACUCCAUCACCCAAGACACAGACUUUUUCUCCUACUACCGCCUCAACCUCUUCAAUAAAGAGUGUCCCUUCUGGUCCGACGCGAAUAGCAUGUGUGGCAACAUCGCCUGCUCCGUCAAUACCAUCGAAUCCGAGGAAGACAUCCCGCUCAUCUGGCGCGCGGAGGAACUGAGCAAGCUGGAAGGGCCGAAAGCACACCACCCACCCCGCCAGAUCCAGGCGGAACGACCAAAAGAACGGCCGCUGCAGGGAAUGCUGGGCGAGGAUGUCCGCGAGAGCUGUGUCGUCGAGUACGACGACGAAUGCGACGAGCGCGACUAUUGUGUCCCCGAAGACGAAGGGUCGGCGGGUAAGGGGGACUACGUGAGUUUGGUGGACAACCCGGAGCGAUUCACCGGAUACUCCGGGGAAGGGGCACACCAGGUCUGGGACGCCAUCUACCGGGAGAACUGCUUCAUGAAGGCCGACGAGCUCCAGCAGCAAUCGCUCUUCGUCCCUGGGGUGGGCGGUGCCGUGUCGGAUUUCCGGAAUGUACUCCAGAAGGAGUCGCAGCGACUGGACGGCCUCCCGCUGGACAACGAGUGCCGUGAGAAGCGGGUCUUCCAUCGCCUCAUCAGCGGCAUGCAUGCCUCCAUCUCCACCCAUCUCUGCUGGGACUAUCUCAACCAAACUACCGGGGAAUGGCACCCCAACAUGCAGUGCUACAAAGAGCGCCUGCACGACCAUCCGGAGCGAAUCUCCAACAUGUACUUCAACUACGCGCUCGUGUCGCGCGCCGUCGCCAAGCUGCGCAAGCACCUGCAAAACUACACCUUCUGCACCAGCGAUCCCGCCCAGGAUCUCGAGACCAAAGCCCGGGUGACCAAACUCACCAACGCGUUGGCGGACCGCCCCAAGAUCUUCGAUGAGAAGCUCAUGUUCCAAGCUCCGGACUCGAUCACGCUGAAAGAAGACUUCCGUAACCGCUUCCGCAACGUCAGUCGACUGAUGGACUGUGUCGGCUGCGACAAGUGUCGGCUGUGGGGCAAGGUGCAGGUGAACGGGUACGGCACGGCGCUGAAGGUGCUGUUCGACUACGACGAGACCAAGAACGGGGAGAACCCUCCUCUGCGCCGGACCGAGCUCGUGGCGCUGAUCAAUACCCUCGGCCGGAUCUCGCAUAGUAUUGCCGCUGCUCGCAGUUUCCACCUUGCCCUGGUGGCGGACCAGGACCAGGCUUUCCCGCUGCACGGUGGUGCGCCAUACACGCAUAAUCACAACCACAAGCAGGUCAAGGAGGAGGAGACAAAGGAGGAGAAGCCGAAGCGGCUAUUCCGAGACGGCGGCUCGGUGUUCUAUUAUGAGAAUGACGACGAUUUCUACUACGCUGAAGGGAUAUACGAGGGUAGCCGCCUGCCAUGGGAACGGCCCCCUCGCGACCCGGACGCGACGUUCCUCGAUUCCCUGAGCGCAGAGUACACGAUGUUUCGUGAUACGUUCGUCUAUGUGUUGAGGAGCUGGAUCCGGCUGCCGAACACACUCUUACAUAUCGGCACAUCCGAAGGCUAUCGUCUAUGGAACUACUGGCUUGGCCUGCCGGUUCCUCCGCGCGAGUGGAAGAUCCAGGUUCCCGGGAGACGGGCUGUUCCUGUUCCGGAGGACGAGAGGCAUACCGAUCUAUGA